AUGUGCGCGUGUCGGCAAAAAAAAUCGUUUUUCAUCGAAGACAUUCUACAAGAUACAACGAAGAACAAAACAUACAAGAACUUAAGUAAUGAACCGUCGAAACCGCUUCUUUGCAACAGCACUCCUAAAACGGACAACGAGGACAAACAAAGCGAUGCAAAACAUGAGAACGGUGCCAAUGAUGAAAAAAUCAUCAAAUUUAACGUUAUACGCGAAGUACAACACGAAAUGGAGCUGAAUAAAGUUAAUUUGGAACAGAGAAGGAACACGUACCCAUUAUACCCUACGCCGAUGAAAGCUAACCUUUCGUGGACACGCUACAGAGCGAAGGACCCAGUAUCGUACCCUGUACAGCCCCGGCACUCGUUCAGUUAUUACAGCGAUCCAAUGCUUAAUUCCGAUCAAAUCUUGAGAAACCAAUUAGCAGCGAAUAGAUUUGUAUCACAUCCGUUUACAAUACGACAGACUUAUGGAUAUGAUAGAGUACUACCGUCAUGCUGUAGUCCCUGGUGGGGAUUGGGCGGUAGACGGAAAGGUGGGCAGGUGCGCUUCAGUGCGUCUCAAACUGGGGCAUUAGAGCGUAGAUUCAACGCCAGCAAAUAUCUCAGUCCGGACGAGAGAAGAGCACUGGCAGCAUCAUUAAGACUGAGUGAUCGUCAGGUGAAGACAUGGUUUCAAAAUCGCCGCGCGAAAUGGAGAAGAACAGCUCCAGAUUCAGCUGAUCCGGGCAGUCCGCCGACCGCCGACGAAGACUCUGAUGAGGAAAUUCAAAUAGCUGACGACGAAUGA
Molecule: messenger RNA, 789 nt
Organism: Achroia grisella
Lineage: Eukaryota; Metazoa; Arthropoda; Insecta; Lepidoptera; Pyralidae
Product: homeobox protein Hox-C6a-like
Exons: 3
Coding region: 1-789 (262 amino acids)
Biological process (GO): regulation of transcription by RNA polymerase II; cell differentiation
Molecular function (GO): RNA polymerase II cis-regulatory region sequence-specific DNA binding; DNA-binding transcription factor activity, RNA polymerase II-specific
Source: RefSeq, a predicted model, not a curated record